Molecule: messenger RNA, 3577 nt
Organism: Periconia digitata
Lineage: Eukaryota; Fungi; Ascomycota; Dothideomycetes; Pleosporales; Periconiaceae
Source: the annotation of a GenBank genome assembly
UAUACCUCUCCCCAAUGCCCCGUUGCUGAAUUGUGCAGUACGGUGCAGCGCAGUGCAGUGCAGUGCACGCUCUCCUUCUUUCAAAACCACCCCUACGCCGCUGUGAUCCACUACCUCACCGUCUCUUUUACCAUACCCACCUCCUUAUCCUUUACUUUGCCAACUAAUAUGCCUUUGCGGAAGCGGUCCAAGACGGCAGGAGACAGCACGGCCGACGAGAGCAAGCCAAACAGCAGCGGCAAGAAGAGUAAACGGCAGCGGCUUGCCGACUUCUUCAAGCAGAGGAAACUGAGGAAGCAAUCCACGUCUGGACCUGAUAAUGUCCACGUCCAUGCCACUCCUCCUGAACCCAUACCCGUUCCGAUAAAGAAGGAACCCACCCAAGAACCUCCUCGCGAUUCAAAGAUUGCCGACUCGUCGAGACCUGUCAAACCCGAUGCUACUGCUACUGCUACGGCUACUUCGCAACCCCCCGAUCCAAAUAAUGCCGACGACAUCGCGCUUCCCACCCCACCUCCAGAGCCACGCCGGCAGUCCACCGAGCAGGCAGAAGAGCCCAAGCCAGAGCCCAAAACAGAACCCCUCAGCGAGGAACAUAUACACGCCUUGUUUGCGGGCGCCCCCCAUUUCUUCCUUAAGCGCGUAAACAACCGUCCCACACCUACAGCUUCUUUUCCUUGGGAUCAAGAUUUGGUCGUGAAGGAUGUCUCAGACUCGGUGCAACUUGCCCACCCUGCCUUCUCAGCGUCAACCUUGCACCGGCACUUACCCGUUCUACGGCAUGCUACCGACCAGGAAAAACUAUACCAGGGGUACAAUCUGGAUGCCCUCGAGGUACCGACCAUGCUCGGUGCCCAAGGAAUCGAAUGUGGCACUGUUGGAUUUGCCCAUUUCCUGGAGCUGCCAUGUGCCGACAACCUCAUCACCGACCUCCAACAAUCCCAAACCAGCAACGAGUAUCUAGAGGCAAUGCGGAAUAAGGAGCUCAUGCACACCAAGCCCGAAAGACUGGGUAUUCGAAGCGUGGACCGGGACUUGGUUCACGAUAGGUUGAUGGAGUUUGGGGAUCUCUUUGAGCUAUUUCACGAUAGCCCGGAGAGGAUGACUAUCCUCAACAACCAGUCAUCUGGCGAUCUGUACGCCAAUUUGUUCGGCAAAUUCCUCACUCCUCCUGGCUACGACGGGACCACCGACGACCCUACAGGCAUCAAAGUUCAGAUUGAUACUCUCUUGAAGAUCUUGGCACUGAAAGGCGUCUGGUACGAUUUUAGUCUUGUCGAGUGGCGGAUCCGGCUUGGCCAGAUAAUAUGGAGCGACGGUCCAUCUGAAUCAGAACACGACGGGCGAGAGAUGUGGACGGAACGUGAAAAGUUGUUGCUGCAAAUCACUUUAGCCUGCGAGCUAUUACUCCGGCUUGAUGCUGUCACUAGCAUGGACGUAGAGGACAUCAAGGGCCAGAUUCAUGUUAGCCCAGACGACUUCCAGGGAUUCCUCAAACUCAAGACCAAAAAAGUAGAUUGGGAUUUGGUUCUCGCCAGAAGGUUUCUGGAGAACAUAUUGGUUGUCAAAGAAAGUGAUGCGGAAACUCCGACACCGACAGAGAAUUCGCGUGGCUUCAUGUCUAUGCUUACCCCCGGAUCGACCAAGCAAGCCGGUGCAAGUGAAACAAAAGACGGUAUUGUGCUGCUCCCUCGACACCAAGCGCGGCAGCUAUCAGGCUUAUUGCAGUUUGCACAAACAAUACAAUGGCCCAGCAUGGAUCUUGUUCUUGCAGAUCUAGCUCAAAAACUACGUGUUCCUGAGGCCGACCAGGACCAAGAUCAAGACCAGGUUCCUUCGCCCUAUGGCAGAUUCAUCGAACCAGCUACCCCAUCUUCUGUCAGUGUGUAUGGAACGCCACUUGCAUCUCCGCGGCCGAACGAACUGCUUGAUAGCUACUUUGGACAUGUCUCAAGACCUGCCCUUAGUCGGGCCAACUCCCAAUCGCUUCAAAUGCCGCUCUCUACCUCGCUGUUGCAACAAGUGGACGGCCCCGAGAACGCUCUUGACGUGGGUGGCUGGCUCAGUCGCUCCUUUCUGACUGGCUUGAUACUCCCUGGUGAAUCCAUUUCGCAUUUUCUCAUGUCUACUUUGCUGGAAAACGACAAGCUUGCUAUCACUGCGCUAGGUGAUAGUGCUAGUCUCUACGGAGGCUUUGUUUACUCUGGCCGCACAUGGUGGAGCAAAGCAUCCAUCGUGGCGCGUGUAUUUGGAUGCAUCGGCAGCGUCGAGUGCAUGGGCUGGGUAUCCUUUCCAAAGGUCCCCGACAACCUACCCAACGGAUGGUACGCGAUCAACAGCGAUAGACCUGAUGCCGACCAACCGCCACGUAUCACCGAACAAGAGGACCGGGUUAUGCAGGAUUCACUCAUUAUUCCUGAUGGUACCAGUGACUCUCUCAAGCCGGCAGAUCUCAUUCUACCACGCGAUGCUGUGUCCCCACCCAUACCCUCUAUCGAGUUUACGAACUGGAAUCUUACCCUAAUCAAUACGGAAUUUAGCGAUAAUGAUACGCUGUCUAAACCGUCGACUGAACCGGAGACUUAUGUCGCGUCUGUCACCCUCAGCACGGUGGGCCGUACAACUGCAUUCACUCUAAGCUUGACGCACGACAUACAUUUUGUAACCUCAUGGCCCUGCACGCCGCCGUCUUCUUCUCCAACACCAAGCAUGCCGCAUGUUUUCAAGAGGUCUCAGACAAUGCCUAUUUCCAGGUCGUCCUCGAAACACAGCAACCCUGUUGCUCGCACUGCAAGCAACCAAUCUUCGCGCAACAUUGGCACUCGACGCAACUCGCAUGGCUUCGAGCCUCUGCUCUCCCAUCCACCCGAUUCGCCCGGGAUCCUGCCGACUCGAAUGUACUCCCCCAUCCCCGACGAAGACGAGCCAAGCUCGGUUUUAUCACCAAAACACGAGCCUAUGACCUCGCAUCCUCUGCACGUCUCGUAUAAAUUCAAGCUGAUUCCCGUCACGGAUGUGCUAGACUCGAAUUUCAUCUUACCGUUCACAAAGCAGACAUACAACCCACCAACACCAUCCAUGUUGAACUCUCCUUCGGAGGAAAAGAAGGUCGAGGAUCUCCAGGAAGACGACAGCAAGACCGUCUUGGUGCUCGAUGCGCGAGCCUCCGAGGAUCUGGAGUUGCUUGCGCGAGCUUGGUGCGCGGAAAAGGGCCAUCAUGCCAUUAUCGGUCGUGUUGGUCGCACUUGCAUCGCUUGCUGUGUCCGCGAGGCGAGAGGUGUUGGCAUUAAUGUGGUGAUUCGGGUCUGAGUGCUCUUUUCUUCUCCGUCCAUACAUUCAUCCUGUUCUUUAGUGUUUUUUAAUCUUGCAGCAGUUCGGGACGCUGACUUUGUUCCCAUGCUUCAUUCUUUGUUCUUGCUGGUUUAUUUUUUGCAUGCGUACAUAUACCCUUUUCCCUGCCUAAGCAGUACCUCAAGUCUGAACCCUAUUUCCCUACCUCCUUAUUCUCCCGGCUUGUUUGCAAUCUUGCGUGUUUUUUUCUUUUCCAUCUUUUCCCUUGAGAGUUUGUCCAGCAACU